This is a messenger RNA of Toxoplasma gondii ME49, 2304 nucleotides long. Its product is annotated as NADP-dependent succinate-semialdehyde dehydrogenase. The coding region runs from base 1 to 2130 and encodes 709 amino acids. Gene Ontology annotation, molecular function: succinate-semialdehyde dehydrogenase (NAD+) activity. The record is from RefSeq and is a predicted model, not a curated record. NCBI's taxonomy places the organism in Eukaryota, Apicomplexa, Conoidasida, Eucoccidiorida, Sarcocystidae. The transcript has a single exon.
AUGGUCUCGAUAUCUUGCGGACGCAUUCGUGCUCGUCCAUCGCUUAUUUCUUUUCCCUGUGCACUUCAGACACUGGUCUGCGAGAUCCGCAGGGGCAUUCGCAGUAGCGAUCUAGGGAGAGACUGUAGCUCCGCUUGCACACCGAUUUCGGCGGAAAGGUGUAGCCGCGCUUCGACGCGUCUUUCAGCCAGCAGUGGAAGUGAGAUUAGAGCCUCAAGCAACUUCCUACAUUCAUGCACUGCGGGUGAUUUGGGAUGCAGCCGCGAUCUGGCUCAUACGCAAGUGCCUACAGCCUCUGAAUCCUCCACUCAGCGCAGAAAAGCUGCUCGCGGAAGAUUUUCUGCCUCUUCCUCUUCGUCAGUGCCUGCCUUUUUUGGCCCUUCUCCCGUCUCCCCUGCUUUUCGAACAAGUCGUCCCUUCGCCACCAUGAGUUCUGCGUUCACGGACACGACAGCGAGUUCGAUCGCAAAGACAAGGGAGCUUUUGAAGACCCUGCAGCUGGGUGCUGUUGUCAAUGGAGUCUGGCUUCGUUCUCAGGAUACCGAUUCCUCCACUUUGCCGCCUUCGCUGGCCUCUCUCCUUCCGUCAAAUUCUUCUUGUGAGGAGGAGGAGACUGAAGGAGCGGCUUCAGCCUCUUUCGCGGUGACAGACCCCGCAACUGGGCAGGAGAUUUACCGACUUCCGGCUCUAGGACGCAUUUAUACCCGGGCAGCCAUUGCCGCAGCGGAGAAGACACAGCGCGAAGAGUGGGGCUGUGAGCGGAAAGCGCCAGUUCUACGUCGCCACCACGUACUGCUCGAAUGGGAGAGGUUGGUCAAGCAAGAGAAGGAGAGUAUUGCCCAUAUCAUGACUCUAGAGAGUGGCAAGCCCCUCGCUGAGUCGCGAAACGAGGUGAUGUACGCAGCAUCUUUCAUCGGUUGGUUUGCCGAGCAAAUCCGCCGGGAAAAUGGCAUCAUCAUUCCCUCUCCCGCUGGAGACAAAACGAUGAUUGCGUACCGCCAGCCUGUGGGUGUCUGUGCACUAAUCACGCCUUGGAAUUUUCCUGCGGCGAUGCUCACAAGGAAGGCUGCGGCAGCUUUGGCUGCGGGUUGUUGCUGCGUGUGUAAAGUCCCACACGAUGCUCCUCUAAGUGCUCUAUACAUCGCGAAAUUGGCAGAGAAGGCUGGUGUCCCGAAGGGCGCCCUGAAUGUCCUGACGACGGACAGUGAGGGAUCCCGUCGAUUUGGCGCGGAAGUCUGUCAAAGCGAAGUUGUGCGGAAAAUUUCCUUCACUGGUAGUACCGCCGUUGGCAAACUGCUCAUGCGACAGGCUGCAGACACGGUGAAGAGAGUGUCAAUGGAGUUAGGCGGAAAUGCGCCGUUCAUAGUCUUCGAAGACGCAAAUAUUGACGAGGCAGUUCAGGCCAUUGUCGCGUGCAAAUUCCGCGGUGCUGGACAAACGUGUGUGUGUGCAAAUCGAGUGUACGUACACCGCGACGUGUGGGACCAGGUUGUUCCAGCGGUUGUGAAACUUGUCAGAGAGCAAAUUGUCGGCCACGGCCUGACCCACGGGGUAUCGAUUGGACCUGUCAUCAACCAAAAGGCCGUAGAAAGUAUCGACUCUCUUGUGGAAGACGCUGUAGAAAGGGGCGCGAAAAUCCUUCUGAAAGGCGGUCCAAAUGCAAAGCUGAAGCGUUUGCCGGAGGAACUGAGUCGCGGGAGCUUUUACUGGCCCGUGGUACUCGACUGCCGGGAAUUCGACGGACAGGAGGAACAAGGUUUGAAAGAGGAGAAAGACGCAGGCAAAGAGGGGGCAAAAGAAGCCACGGUUGCGCGCAUUUUGCAGGCCGAGAUAUUCGGUCCAGUACUCGCGUUGUAUUCGUUCUCGAGUGAGGAAGAAGUGAUUCGAAGAGCGAAUGCCACACGCGCGGGUCUUGCCGCAUACAUGUGUUCCGAAAAUAUCAACAGAGUGCGUCGUGUCUCUGCUGCUCUUGAAGGUGGCAUGGUCGGCGUCAACACGGGAGUUAUUUCGGCAGCUGAGGCACCCUUCGGCGGAGUAAAAGAGUCAGGUGUUGGACGGGAAGGAUCGAUAUACGGUCUUGAUGAAUAUUCUCAAAUCAAGUAUGUCUGUGUAGGUGGUGGGCACCAGUGAUGAUGAGGGCAAAACAGAGCAACAUCCGAAUCGUAGCGACGACGACGAAACAAACGAAUGAGAGAACCAGAUAGAGAACGUUAAAGUGGCGCUACACCAGAGACGACCGGUAUGUGUAUGGGACGUGGGCCAUGGAAACGUGCGGUCUUAACUGAUGAACCCGGAUCCCUCAAC